This is a messenger RNA of Amoebophrya sp. A120, 1287 nucleotides long. Lineage: Eukaryota; Dinophyceae; Syndiniales; Amoebophryaceae. The record is from the annotation of a GenBank genome assembly.
AAGAAGAAGGACCUCUUUCACGUUUUGGCUUUGAUUUAUGUUCCCAACAAGACGAAGAGCGUGAACUUCCAUUCUGAAGAAAUGCCUUCGUCCACUUUGCCCGCUGACGCAACUCGCGCCCACCCGGCUUCAGUCGUCCUCACGACAAGCUCGCCCAGUGCCUCAAGCAAGCCUAGGGCCGCGGCUGACACCACCACCAGCGAUGCAAAAGAGCAGCUGGAUGAACACGACGAGGAGCAGGCCACCAAAGAGCUGUUGAUUCUUUCCAUCAUGGACUCCGUGAUGAAGCUCGACGAGUCCCAAUUGCGCCGGACCAAAGCUGCCGUGGAAAAAAUUGAGAACAGCAGCACGGUCUUUGCCGAUAAGGUGCUCCGCCCGGCGUUACUCGAUCAUUUGGAACGCGGCGUCUUUGUGAAGGUCGGGAUGUCGUCCGUAGAAGGCUGCGGGGUGAUCGCGGUCCGGGAUAUUCCGGAGGGAACCGACCCCUUUCAGGUCUGUAACCAGUUUCUGGGUUUGUCGGACACCAUGUCAGUCGUGGUGUCAGACGCAGAGCUGCGACGGAGGAAAAUCCCACUGGAGGUUUUGGAAAUGGUCAAAAGUUUUUUCGCACCCUUAACGGACAGCGAUGAUGAAGGAGACAGCGGACGUGGCGGUAUUUUAAUGCGUUUUGCAAUUAGUAGAAGUCGUGAUUUGAGAAGUUACAAUGCGACAGGAGUAGAGCAAGCCUUGGCACUCGUCCUGCACGACCUGUGUUCACACAACUCACUACAACCCGAAUUUUUCAGGUGAUCUUGAAUAUGGUGUGAACGCCACAGGGCUGAACAGUUUGAAUGUUGGGUGGUACCUGAACCACAGCGAUACCCCAAACGUGUGCCAUUUUGAGGCGACCGAGGCGGGGACGUUUUGCACGUACAGGACUACAAGAGCCAUCGCGAAGGGAGAAGAGCUCUUCAUCGACUACAAAGAGCUCGGUUUGGAGUACUACGAGAAUAUCAUGCAUUGAAAUAAGUACGUAAUUCGAAAACUUUCAGAGGAGCGACAACCUCCACAUACUGCAUUUAUUAUGUUCGUGUAUACAUCAUUUUCAUUCACUUUCAAUCCAAUCGACAACAUGGAGAACCGAUGAAGAAGACUUUCAGAGAAAAGAAAAUCAUUAUCAUACUGAUCGACGUGCACUACUCACGGUAAUGACUACUUCGAGUCUGAGCUUUCACGGCGUGCACUGUUCCGCAACAUCGUCCUCAUGACUCCCUUUCUGUGGUACGCAUGCCUAGCUGCAACUCGUGG